AUGUCGAGCUCGGUUGCAACAGUUCUGCCUCAGGGCGCCGGCUACGGUGUCGUGGUUGGCAUCGGUUUCUUUUUCGCCUUACUCAUGGCUGGAAUCGCCUACAUGCAGAAUCGCUACACCAAAUAUUCGACCAAGAUGAGUGAAGAGUUCAACACGGCUAGUCGAAGUGUCAAGCCCGGUCUUAUUGCCUGCGGUGUCGUCUCCGCCUGGACAUGGGCAGCUACUCUGCUACAAUCGGGCAGUGUCACUUAUGAAUACGGCGUGGCAGGGCCGUUUUGGUAUGCUGCUGGAGCAACAGUCCAGAUCUUCAUGUUCUCGGUGUUGGCAUGCAAGGUCAAACAGAAUGCUCCAAGGUGCCACACGUUUCUCGAAAUCAUCUACUAUCGAUACGGCGCGGUCACGCAUAUGGUCUUCAUCUUCUUUGCCCUGAUGACCAAUAUCCUUGUUGCGUCCCAGCUCCUACUGGGUGGUAGCGCUGUCGUCACAGCUCUAACGGGAAUGAAUGUGUACGCCGCGGUGUUCCUGAUUCCCAUGGGUGUUUGCGUCUACGUGGUUCUGGGUGGACUUCGUGCAACAUUCCUCUGCGACUACACUCAUACAGUGAUUGUCAUGAUCAUCAUCUUGUAUUUCAUGUUCGACGUAUACUGUUCAAAUGAACUCAUUGGCUCUCCUGGCAAAAUGUACGAUCUCCUCGUCCAUGCCUCCAAGGUUCGUCCAGUUGCAGGCAACACGGAAGGCUCCUACCUGACGCAAAAAUCGAACUUCGGCUUGAUUUUUGGUGUUAUUCAAUUAUGCUCUGGCAUGGGUACUGUCUUUCUGGAUCAGGGUUACUGGCAACGAGCCAUCGCCAGUCGUCCCACAACAGCAGUCCGAGGAUAUAUCAUGGGAGGCAUGGCAUGGUAUGCCAUUCCCUUUGGAUUUGCCACCACUCUCGGUCUAGCUGCAGUCGCUCUUACGGAUAACCCGGCAUAUCCCACCUACCCAAACAACAUGACCUCGUCGCAAGUUUCCGCAGGACUCGCAGCUCCUUUUGGUGCGGCGGCUUUACUCGGAAAACAUGGUGCUAUUGCCCUGCUUCUCACACUGUUCAUGGCAGUGACGUCCUCAUCAUCUUCCGAGCUUAUCGCCGUGUCGUCGAUCCUCACCUUCGAUGUCUACAAAGUCUACGUCAAACCAAGCGCCACGCCUGAGAAUCUGAUCUUCAUCUCACAUGUCAUGAUUUGCGUCUUUGGCUUGGUCAUGGCCGCAUUUGCGUGUAUCUGGAACGCUAUUGGUAUUGACCUUGGGUGGCUUUUCUUGGUCAUGGGCCUCCUUAUCGGCGGUGCUGUUUUCCCUGCUGCCUUUGCUGUUACCUGGAAAGGGCAGACUCGAGCUGGUGCCCUGACCGGAGCACUGGGCGGUCUGGCAGCAGGUGUUAUAGCCUGGCUGGUCGAGGCUCACGUAUAUUACGGAGAGCUCACCGUUGCCUCCACUGGUGGAUCGUACCCUACCUUAGCAGGUAACAUGGCAGCUGUCCUCACUGGACUCAUUCUUACCCUCGUUGUCUCAUGGAUCAAACCUGACGACUUUGACUGGUCCAUCACCAGAAACAUCAACGCUGCGCAUUCGCUGUACGGCAAUGCGGUCCCAGGAGGAGCUGGCGGUGUGGUGGCUGCUGGUGAGACACAAGGCGAACAAGAAGACCACAAAGCUGCCAACCCUCACUCGGAAUUGCCAACUGUGAUCGACGAGGAGAAGGAAGAAGCUGAAGACAAGGCCUUCCUUGACGAUCCUAAGUCGCUGAACCGCACAUACAUGAUGGCCCUGAUUGUUGCAACCGUCUUGUCCUUGGCCAUGGAUGUCGUCAUUCCGGUACCCAUGUUCCUCAGCCACUACAUCUACUCGAAGACCUUCUUCACAUUCUACAUUGCCGUCAGCUUCAUAUGGGUCUUUGCAGCAUUGUUCAUGUGCGGUAUCCUUCCCAUCUGGGAAACACGACACUUCUGGGUUGAACUCUUCGGCGAGUUGACCGGCAAGAAGAAGGUGGUUGAGGGCCGUCCUAAAGAUGGAAACAAUUCAUCCCUGCCCUCGGGAACUCAAUCGCCAAACAGGGAAGAGCUUAAAGCAUAG
Messenger RNA from Exophiala viscosa, 2109 nucleotides. RefSeq names its product SSS family solute:Na+ symporter. The transcript is spliced from 4 exons. NCBI's taxonomy places the organism in Eukaryota, Fungi, Ascomycota, Eurotiomycetes, Chaetothyriales, Herpotrichiellaceae. The record is from RefSeq and is a predicted model, not a curated record. The coding region runs from base 1 to 2109 and encodes 702 amino acids. Gene Ontology annotation, cellular component: plasma membrane. Gene Ontology annotation, biological process: urea transmembrane transport. Gene Ontology annotation, molecular function: urea transmembrane transporter activity.